Molecule: messenger RNA, 5155 nt
Organism: Erinaceus europaeus (western European hedgehog)
Lineage: Eukaryota; Metazoa; Chordata; Mammalia; Eulipotyphla; Erinaceidae
Gene: RNPC3
Product: RNA binding region (RNP1, RRM) containing 3
Exons: 15
Coding region: 143-1660 (505 amino acids)
Biological process (GO): mRNA splicing, via spliceosome
Cellular component (GO): U12-type spliceosomal complex
Molecular function (GO): protein binding; pre-mRNA intronic binding; U12 snRNA binding
Source: RefSeq, a predicted model, not a curated record
AUUUCCCAACAUCCAGAAUUCUCAGCGCGAAGCGGAAAACAUUCCUUUCUCUGCGCUUGUCAAUUGCUUGUUGCUCGCUGCAGAUUGCGCGGUUUUCCCCGCUUCCCUCCGGCUUCCUCCGAUCCCUGCGCCUGGAGGGGAAAUGGCGGCCCCCGAGCCGCCGCUGCCGAUGUCCAGAGGAUGCCCGAGCUCUGCUUCGCUUUCUCCGCCGCGGGGGGACCGAACCCUGUUAGUGAGGCACCUGCCUGCCGAGCUGACCGCUGAAGAGAAAGAGGACCUGCUCAAGUAUUUCGGGGCGCAGUCCGUGCGCGUCCUGUCGGAUAAGGGGCGACUGAAACAUACAGCUUUUGCUACUUUUCCUAAUGAAAAAGCAGCUAUAAAGGCACUGACAAGACUCCAUCAGCUGAAACUUUUAGGUCAUACUUUAGUUGUUGAAUUUGCAAAGGAGCAAGAUCAAGUUCACUCCCCAUGCCCCGCUUCAGGCACUGAAAAAAAGAAAAGAUCUGAUGACCCUGUGGAAGAUAAUAAAGAAAAGAAAGAAUUUGGUUGUUUAACCAUUGAAAAUGGAAUUGCACCAAACCAUGGGCUGACUUUUCCUCUAAAUUCAUGUCUCAAGUAUAUGUACCCACCACCCUCAAGUACAAUUCUGGCAAACAUAGUAAAUGCUUUGGCAAGUGUGCCCAAGUUCUAUGUACAGGUGCUUCACCUUAUGAAUAAAAUGAAUUUACCGACACCUUUUGGACCAAUUACAGCACGGCCUCCCAUGUAUGAAGACUACAUGCCUUUGCAUGCACCCCUUCCACCCACUUCUCCUCAACCACCAGAAGACCCUCCUUUGCCAGAGGAAGAUGAGGAAUAUUCUAGUAAAGAAUCAGAAUAUGAAAGCAGUGAUGAUGAAGACCGUCAAAGAAUGACCAAAUUAAUGGAGCUAGCAAAUCUUCAGCCCAAAAAACCAAAGACAACAAAGCAACGUCAUGUGAGGAAAAAGCGAAAAAUAAAAGAUAUGCUGAAUAUACCUUCAUCUGCUUCACACAGCAGUUUACAUCCUGUGAUGUUACCUUCAGAUGUAUUUGACCAACCACAACCUGUAGGUAAUAAAAAAAUCGAAUUCCAUAUAUCUACUGACAUGCCAGCUGCCUUUAAGAAAGAUUUGGAAAAGGAACAAAACAGUGAAGAACAAAACUGUGGAUUUGGGAAAAUUUUCCCCAAACCUAAUUUGAACACCACGGAGGAGACAACAGAAGACUCUGAUGAAAUGCCAUCAGAAUGUAUUUCUAGAAAAGAGUUGGAAAAGGGAAGAAUCUCUAGAGAAGAAAUGGGAACACUUUCAGUUUUCAGAAGUUAUGAACCUGGUGAACCAAACUGUAGAAUUUAUGUAAAGAAUUUAGCUAAACAUGUUCAAGAAAAGGACCUUAAAUUUAUUUUUGGAAGAUAUGUUGACUUUUCUUCAGAAACACAACGGAUAAUGUUUGAUAUACGCUUGAUGAAAGAAGGUCGUAUGAAAGGACAAGCUUUUAUUGGACUUCCAAAUGAAAAAGCAGCUGCAAAAGCCUUAAAGGAAGCUAAUGGAUAUGUCCUUUUUGGGAAACCGAUGGUGGUUCAAUUUGCUCGAUCUGCUAGACCAAAACAAGAUUCUAAAGAAGGAAAAAGAAAGUGUUAAAAAUUGAUACAGAAGCAUUCCUGCAUAAAUACUGCUGUAAUACAGUCAUACAAAGUGUAUCCUUUCUUGUUGUAUCCUUUUUGGGGUGAUGCUUUUUUUGUUUUGUUUGUUUUUCCCCCUAAAAUUAUUUUUGUUCCUCUCCUAGUCACUGAUUCAGAUUAAGCUAUAAUUUUUAUACUUUAUUCAAGUGAAAUAUCUUUUAAAUGAUCUAUGUAAAAAAAUCUUUGUGUUUUGUGGACAGUGCUGAAUUUUCCAUGCUGCCCUUAGAUUUUUCAGGGGAAGUUAGUGAAUCAGGUCAACUUAUUUACUAGACUGUAAUGGUUUGCCACAGAAGUAAGUCUUGUUUCUUUUAUGUAAUUCUUAAAAUGAUUUCAGUAACAUUUCUUCUGUUUCAUAAUGUAUCUUGUUUCAGUGUUCUAUGUGAUUUGUAAAAUUUGAUUGGGGAGGGUUUUUUCUUAAAGAUUUGAAAAUUAGCAUGAGUGGAUUUCAGUAUAAAUUCUAAAUAAGAGUAAGGGAUCUUAUAUCGCAGAUUUCAUUGAAAUCUGUGAAAUAGAUAGAAAGUGGAUUUUUUUUCUUUAUUUUUCUAAGUAAGGCAAAAGGAAUUAAAAGUGACAGAAGGAAGAAGACAAUGUUGACUUAGGGUAGUAUGGGAAAAGAAACAAUCCUGUAGGUAUGUAAUAAAAUGGUUUGAAGACUGGUUGUUGAUCAUAAUCACCCAGAACAGAGGUUGUCAAUGUUAACUGCAAAUGAGAAUGACCCCAGGGAAUUUUUAAGACACACUGAUUUAAAGACUCUUUAUCUAGUGUAGUACCUCAUGCCUCAGGCAGCAGAGCUUCAAGUUCAAACUGCAGUAUCACCAGAGACCAGAGGUACACCUCUCUGAUAAAAAACAAAACCAGACAAACAAACAAGAAAAUAUUUUUGGGGUUUGGGCGGUGGUGCACCUGUUUACACACACAUACUAGGAAAUGUAAGGACCAGUACAACACGGAUCCUGGUUCUAACCCUGACUCUAUACCUGCAAGGGGUCGCUUCACAAGCAGUGAGGCAGGUCUGCAGGUGCCUUUCUCCCUCUCUCAUCUCACCUUCCUCUCUCAAUUUCUCUAGCUUAUCAACCACCCCCCCCAAAGGGAAAAAAUGGCUGCCAGGAAUAGCGGACUCGUAGUGCAGGCACCUAGCCCCAGCAAUGACCCAGGAGGCAAAAAAAAAAAAAUCCUAAAAAAUAAUACUGAUUCCUGGAUUCUUCCUCUAGAAUUUUUAUUUAAUUGGUUUGUAUACAGCAUAGAUACUAUACUUUUUCAGAACUACCAAAGAUUUGAUUCUUCAGCCAACCUUGAACACUGAGGAAGGAUUAAUACACUUAAAACUCACUGGACUCUGUAUAAACUUUAGAAAAAAAUUGUGACAUGAUUCACUAAUUUUCUGAAUACAAGCAUUUUAACUUCUAGUUAAUUCAAAGCUAAUGAAUAGUCCUGUUAAGCAUAAUAAUCUUAAUGGACUUCUGUGGUGUUUUAGGUCCCUUUUGAAUUCCAUAUUCUUCAAAUAUUUUCCAACUUUGAGGAGAAGAAAGUGACUACCAGGACUAUGGAACUGUGCGUAACAACUAUGAAAGUUUAUUUAAAAAUUAUAUAUACUUGCAUUUUAAUUGGAUUAUUGGAGAUGAAUUGUAUGUAUUUAAUUAUCCUCAUAUAUAAUAAAUUAUUUUUAUUUCUGGUACAAAUAUGUUCUGAAUUUUUUUCUUUAGUUUUAAUGCAUCAAGGAAAAUAUAAUUUGAUACUAUAGAUAUUUUUAUUAAGGUCAUUUUAUAAUAUUAAGCUACAUUUUCCUUUGAUUAAAAUACUCCCCUUUUGUUUAUUUUUUUUUUGUUUUAAAGUUGUUUUUUUUUUUUUUUGUCUCCAGGGUUAUUUCUGGGGCUAGGUGCCUGCACCACAAAUCCACUAUUCCUGGAGGGUUUUUUCUUUUAAUUUUUUAUUUAUAAAAAGGAAACAUUGACAAAACCAUAGGAUAAGAGGGGUAUAGCUUCAAAGAAUUUCCACCACCAGAACUCUGUAUCCCAUCCCAUCCCAUGAUAGCUUUCCUAUUCUUUAAUCUUCUGGGAGUAUGGACCCAAGGUCAUUGUGGGAUGCAGAAGGUGGAAGGUCUGGCUUCUGUAAUUGCUUCCCUGCUUAACAUGGGCAUUGACAGGUCGAUCCAUACUCCCAGCCUGUCUCCCUUGUGGGGAAGGGCUCUGGGGAAGCUGAGCUCCAGGACACGUUGGUGGGGUUGUCCGUAUAUGUAACCUACCAUUCCAGUAAAAGGAAAAUGUGAUAUUUGUGUACAUAAGCAAAAUUUAACAUCCAUAAAGUUCAGUAAGUUCUAUUUACAUUUGAGGAAAUAGAAGUUGUUUGUUUCUUGAAAGUGCUACCAUCAAAAAAAUUAUUUUCCAUAGACUGGAAAAAAAGAAAAGAUUAACAGGAGGCAAGUAAAAAAAAAAAAAAAAAAGCCCAUAUCUGCUGAAAAGUGCCAUACAUCUAGUCUCUUAAUGUUUAGAGGCUAACCAUUUUCUUUUUCAUUUUAAAUAUUUUAUUUAUUAACAUAUUUUUAAGAGAGGUGGAACACUAGAAUAUUAGUCUAUAACAUGGGACAUUGGGAAUCAAACUCAAGACCUCAUACCUACAAGUCUAAUGCAUUAACUAUUGUGCCACUUCCCAGCCACAAAAUUCAAUAUUUUCUCCCUAAGAUUGGAACUUGGUAAGAAGUGUGCAUUUGCUUCACUCACUCCUAUUAAGUAUCUCACAAUCUCACAACUAUUUGUUUAUUUAUUGUUUGUUUGUUUGCUUUUUCCUCCCUUUUGUUGCCCUUGUUUUUUUAAAAUUGUUGUUAUUGUUGUUACUGAUGUUGUCAUUGUUGGAUAGGAUAGAGAGAAAUGGAGAGAGGAGAGGAAGACAGAGGGGAAGAGAAAGACACCUGCAGACCUGCUUCACUGAUUGUGAAGUGGCCCCUCUGUAGGUGGGGAGCCGGGGGCUUGAACCAGGAUCCUUAAGCCGGUCCUUGAUCUUCAUGCCAUGUGUGCUUAAUCUGCUGUGCUACCACCCGACUCCUGUAUCUCACAAACUUUAUAAAAGAAAAGUUCUGUAAUUGGAAGUGUACUUUUAUAUAUUGGGAGUAAAUAAUAAGAGUAACUAGGUAUGUUUAAAUUACCAAAACAUGCAUUAUAUCAAAAUGCUGAAAAUUACCAAUAUUUUAAACUUUUAAAGUAACAUUGGGUAAAUACUAAUAAAAAAUGAAGAAGACCUCAAUAAAUGGAGAGGUAAUACUGUACACAUGGGUUGUUAAAACUCAUGGUUAAGAUGUGAACUCUGUGGCCCAGGAAGUGGAUUAAUAGUAGAACUUUGAACUUGUACACAUGAGGUCUUGAGUUCAAUUCAUAGAACCACUUAUGGCUGAGGGAUGCUCUGACUUUUAUCUCUUUUUCUAUUUCAUGAAAAAAGUAAAAUAAAAUUGUUUUAAAAAAUU